Lontra canadensis (Northern American river otter) is the source of this 1170-nucleotide messenger RNA. RefSeq names its product cms1 ribosomal small subunit homolog (gene CMSS1). The transcript has 10 exons. Gene Ontology annotation, cellular component: nucleus; 90S preribosome. The coding region runs from base 111 to 947 and encodes 278 amino acids. The record is from RefSeq and is a predicted model, not a curated record. Lineage: Eukaryota; Metazoa; Chordata; Mammalia; Carnivora; Mustelidae.
ACACUCCGCGUGCUGGUUGCCCACUCUGGCCUCUUGGCUUGGAGGCAAGGAGAAUAUCUGCCACUGUCCGCUUUCCCUUGGUGGUCCGCUCACAACUAAUCCCGUUGGAGAUGGCAGACGACCUUGGAGACGAGUGGUGGGAGAACCAGCCUGCAGGAGCAGCCAGCAGCCCAGAAGCAUCAGGUGGUGAAGGAGGAGGAGACCCAGAAAUGGAGCAGGAGACAGCUCCAGUACCAGCCCUGUCAAAGAAGACCAAACAGCCUAAAGAAUGUUUCUUGAUACAACCAAAGGAAACAAAAGAAGAUGCCACCAAGACAAGGAAGAGAAGAAAGAAGAAAAUUACAGAUGUUCUUGCAAAAUCAGAGCCAAAACCAGGGACCCCUGAAGACCUACAGAAACUGAUGAAGGACUAUUACAGCAGCGAUCGUUCAGUGAUUGAAUUAGAAGAACUAAACCUACCAGAUUCCUGUUUCCUCAAGGCCAAUGAUUUGACUCAUAGUCUCUCAUCAUACCUAAAAGAAAUCUGCCCUAAGUGGGUAAAACUUCGGAAAAACCAUAAUGAGAAGAAAUCAGUCCUGAUGUUGAUCAUCUGCAGCUCUGCUGUCCGGGCCUUGGAGCUCAUUAGGUCAAUGACAGCAUUUAGAGGGGACAGCAAAGUUAUGAAAUUAUUUGCAAAACACAUUAAGGUCCAAGAGCAGGUAAAGUUGCUGGAGAAGCGUGUGGUGCACCUGGGUGUAGGAACACCAGGGAGAAUUAAAGAACUCAUUAAACAAGGUGGCCUUAAUUUGAACCCCUUAAAGUUUCUCGUUUUUGACUGGAACUGGAGAGAUCAGAAGUUGAGGAGGAUGAUGGACAUUCCCGAGAUAAGAAAGGAGGUUUUUGAACUUCUGGAAAUCGGAGUCCUCAGUCUAUGCAAGUCUGAAUCUUUGAAGCUCGGCCUUUUCUAAGUCUGGGUCCUAAUGAAAAUUCCAGUUUUUAUGGUGGGAUUUGCUUCUCAUUUAAUAGCUCUGGAAUAUUGCAAGGACUCAGUAAAUAUCAGCUAUUGUUUUAUUAUGUUAACUGGAUCACCCCAUGAAUCACUAGAAAUUUUUGGUGGAGAUUCUUUGACAGAAACGAAGCUGUCCUUUGCCAACUUCUCUGUAUAAUAAAGUAUCACCAGCUUGUGUAUGA